Messenger RNA from Galendromus occidentalis (western predatory mite), 5823 nucleotides. RefSeq names its product low-density lipoprotein receptor-related protein 4. The transcript is spliced from 32 exons. Gene Ontology annotation, molecular function: calcium ion binding; protein binding. NCBI's taxonomy places the organism in Eukaryota, Metazoa, Arthropoda, Arachnida, Mesostigmata, Phytoseiidae. The coding region runs from base 1 to 5823 and encodes 1940 amino acids. The record is from RefSeq and is a predicted model, not a curated record.
AUGAGGUGGCGACGAGUCCUUCUCCUCAUUCUCCCUCCGUCGCUGAAUGCACCAGCCUUGUAUCGGUUAAGUCGAGUUGCCCUCGUGGAAGCUCUGGAUGUGGGCGUCAGCAGUAAUGGCUCGAUUCGGGCAACGAGAAUCUGUGAAUGUGGACCGUCUCAAUUCGCGUGUCAGGAGGUUGUGUCUGAGAAAGGCAACUGUACGUGUAUACCGGCGAGGUGGCAUUGCGAUGGCGACGACGACUGCGGAAACGGCCGUGACGAGCAGGGAUGCAUGGCGCGAAAUUGCAGUUUGUCAGAAUUCGAGUGCGCCAACGGGAGAUGCAUUCCGCCGCUGUGGCAAUGCGACGGCUUCGAUGAUUGCGGAGAUCACUCGGACGAACAGUGUCCUCAUGGUACGUGGCAUGUCGCGCUCGGAUGCGCGGUGGCCUCUGAUUGCCGAACGUUGACAGGAUCGACGUCCUGUUUGGAAUUCCCUUGCAAGACCGGCUCGUGCAUCAAAUGCGACUCAAAGGGACCGUGUGGGGAUGGCGCGUGUCGAGACUUGGCCUCCCUCCCACGUUGUGCUUCCGAAGACGAAUUUCUCUGCGCCAACGGUCGAUGUGUUCUGGUGGCCGCACGCUGCAACGGCCGGGACGAUUGUGGGGACAGCAGCGACGAACACAGAUGCAAUACCGACUGUCAGGAGGGUGAAUUCCGCUGUGAGAAGGACGGCACCUGCAUCAACCUCGACUGGCGAUGUGACGGAGACUCGGAUUGUUCCGAUGAAUCAGACGAGCGCCAAUGCGAGCGUCCAGAGUGCUCAAUGAAUCAGUUCCAAUGCAACAAUGGUCGCUGCAUCCAGAAAGAGUGGAAGUGCGACGGUGAUUUCGACUGCCAAGACAUGAGCGACGAACAGGAUUGUGGUUACAUCGGUUGCACCGCGGGCCAGUUCCGAUGUUUGGACGGCACAUGCAUAUCAGAAAAAAGCGUUUGUGACGGAGAACCGCACUGCCCGGAUCGUUCCGACGAAUCAGCAAAUACCACCUGCCGAAGCACAAAACCCUGUCGCGAAGAGAAUGUUCCGUGCCAGCACCAAUGCAUAGCGACGGCAACCGGACAUCGGUGUGCGUGUCGCGAAGGCUACCAGCUUGCCGGGGACUUGCGCUCCUGUCUGGACAUCGACGAGUGCCGGAUUUUGGGGAUGUGCAGUCACAACUGUACCAACACAGUUCCUGGCUACCAAUGUACUUGUAGUAGGGGUUAUAAAUUGCGUGAUGAUCACCGUCAUUGUAAAGCACAGGGUCCUGAGGCUUUUAUUCUUUUUGCUCACUGCACUGACAUCCGACGCCUCAAGUCAGACCGCACUGGCUACAGCAUCGUGUUGUCGAAGUUCCAAAACGUGGUGGCUCUCGACUUUAUCUAUCAUCUGAACUUGCUCAUCUGGUCGGACAUCGGCCAGAAAACAAUUCAAAGUUACGUCUUAAAUCAGACCCUGUCCGCUAACGUCGAACCCAGAAUCACAACUUUGAUAUCGCGAGCGAUUCCCAAUGCCGGGGGAUUGGCGGCCGAUUGGCUUUCCAACAGGAUAUAUUGGACCGAUUCGAAGACGUCUCGGAUCGAAAGCGCCUCGGCACUGACGGGUCUCGACAGGAAGCUCCUAGUGCACUCGGACAUCCAGAAGCCCCGUGGUAUCGCUCUACAUCCUCAUUUUUCCAUGGUAUUCUGGACCGAUUGGGGAGAUCAACCCCGAAUCGAACGGAUCUUCAUGGACGGCUCGGAGCGGAGAACGCUUUUCAAUAGUUCGCUUUUCUGGCCGAACGGAAUCACAGUCGAUUACCCAACGAAUUCCAUCUACUGGUCCGAUGGCAAACUGAACACUCUCGAAUGCGCCACGAUUGACGGUCUGGAACGGCGGAAAGUUGUGGAAAAAGGGCUCCCACAUCCUUUUUCAAUCACCGUCUUCGAAGACAAUCUGCUUUGGACCGACUGGAUGAGCAAAUCCGUGCACCGUUGCAACAAAUUCGGCCAGGAGUCGGGCAAACAGACCGAAGUGCUAGUCGCCAACCUCAGCUAUCCGAUGGAUAUCCGGAUGGUCCAUCCGCUGCGUCAGCCGCCGGGGGAAAACCCUUGUACGAACUCCAGCUGUUCGCAUAUGUGCUUCUCGAACCUGAAAGCGUUCACGUGUGCCUGUCCCGACGGCCUGACGUUGCUCGCCGACAACAAAACUUGUUCACAAUGGCCCGAGGAUGCGAUAAUUUUCUCAAUCCGUGGAGACAUCCGGAGGAUGUGCAUCCACUGCUCAAACUCCAUUGAUGUACCUGUUCCCAUCGAUUAUCGCAUGGAAGGUUUCAUGAAGAAUGCGUCGAGUGCCAUGGCGUUGGAGUUCGACCACGAGUCCGGGUCGAUAUUCUGGACCGAUAGAACCAACCAAGCUAUCUGGACGUCUUCCUGGGACGGUACCAACCAAAAGAUGGUGGCCCAAGCGAAUGCGGCCGACCUCGCUUUCGACUGGAUCAACCGAAAGCUGUACUGGACAGACGCCAUGAACGCGAGAAUCGAAGUUUGCCACAUCGAUGGCUCGUUGCGCUCCCUGCUCCAUUGGAACUCGCUAUACAAGCCGCGGGGUAUCGUUGUGGAUCCCCUCCGAGGUUUCCUCUACUGGACGGAUUGGGGAGACGUUCCGAAGAUCGAGAGAUCAACGAUGGCCGGCAGUGCGCGAACCGUGCUCGUACCUAACGGUCUCAAGUGGCCCAACGCUCUCGCCAUCGACCAUGGCUCAGAAACGCUUUACUGGACAGACGCCAAUAUGAAACUCAUCGAGAUGCUUCAUCUGGAGUCGAUGACGCGGCGAGUUCUUCUACAGAAAGAAAUGCCGAAUCCCUUCGACCUUUACUUUCACGAGGGCAGGAUAUACUGGACCGAUUAUGAAAAACACACUAUUCAGUCGGCAAAUGCACAAACUGGAUCCGAUCGCCGCCUUCUGGGGGAGAAGCUCGAGGGAAUCAACAAUAUAAUCAUAUACCACAAGCAGCGUCCUGAAGUGCCAAACCCAUGUGCCUUAAACGAGUGUGGCUGCAGUCAUUUGUGCCUCUUGUCCGCUGGGAAACCGGACGGAUGCGAGUGCGCAUGUCCGACUGGCUCGACGUUACUCAACGAUACAAAAACGUGCUCUGACGCUUUUCGGAAAAUGCUCGUUUUCUCACAAAGGACCGAGAUGCGUUUGAUGAGUGUGGAGAUGCCGUACUGGGCGGACGUGGUGGUUCCGAUCCCCCAUCGCCUCGAAAACAUCAUCGCCCUCCACAUGGACACCGUCAGUGAGCGGAUUUUCUUCUCGGACGGAAACCUCCGAAGAAUUCAGAGUUGUGCCCUGGACGGUGGGGAUGUGAAGGAUGUUGUGACUAUAGGAAUCGAAACUCUGGGCGGUCUCGUCGUGGAUUCGCGUGCUCGGAAAAUAUAUUGGACCGAUGCCGGACCUCACCAACCUCGCAUCGAAGUCGCUGAGCUCGACGGUGCUCAUCGAAGGGUGAUCUUGUGGCAGCAAGAGAUGGACUCACCUCGAUCGAUUACGAUAUACCCCGAGAAAGGGUGGAUUUUCUGGACGGACUGGGGGAACCAGCCACGUGUCGAUCGUGCCGAUGCUGAUGGCCGAAAUCGCAAAACUUUAAUUAUCGGGAAACUGGGUUGGCCGCACUGCCUCGCGGUCGACCUUCAGGCCGGUCGUCUGGUGUGGGCAGACGCUAAAAGUCAUACAAUCGAAAGCGUCGACCUCGAUGGCCGCGACAGGAGAGUUUUGCUGAAAGAGUUGCCAUCUCCGUACGGCGUCACUGUGUGGAAUGCGCGCCUCUUUUGGACAGACUGGCAAACUCGAGCCAUUCACGAAGCUUCAAAACCAACAGAGAAACUCAAAGGGAACCUGGCUUCAAUCAUGGACAUUCACUAUUUUGAUCUCGAAGAUAAAGGGACCAACUUGUGUUCGAAGAAUAACGGCGGAUGCUCCCACCUGUGUCUUUCCUCUCCUCGCGGAAUCUCUUGCCAAUGUCCCACAGGAAUCGAGAUCCAGGAAGACGGCAAAACAUGCGACGCGCUGCCGUCUGCCCUGUUGGUGUUCGCCAACCGCGACUACCUCCAUUCGAUAUCGAUGGACACCCCUGACCGGACCGAUGUAUUGCUCCCGAUAACUGAUAUCAAAGAUGCUGUUGCCUUGGAUUUUGAUUACGAAAACAAGAAACUCUAUUUCACCGACGUGAAGCUAGAUGUUAUCAGACGCACCAACUUGAACGGUAGCAGACUCGAGACGGUUAUCGAUGCGGAUCUUGCGUCCGCAGACGGUCUCGCUUUCGAUUGGAUCGCCAAGAACAUCUACUGGAGCGAUUCCGGUAGAGAAACUAUCGAGGUUUGUCGCUAUGACGGAUCGUCGAGGAAACUCCUCACUAACCUGGACCUCGACGAACCGCGGGCGCUGGCUCUGUUCCCGGAUCGUGGGUAUGUUUUCUGGUCGGACUGGGGUCGUCUACCGAAAAUCGAGCGAGCCUAUCUCGACGGCUCAAGUCGACGAGUCAUUGUCGCCACGGAUCUCGGUUGGCCCAACGGGCUCACAGUGGACUAUGAAGCAAAACGCAUCUACUGGGUUGACGCCCAGAUGGACUGCAUUGAGAUGUCCGAUCUGAAUGGAAAGCACAGAACGAAGCUCGUCAUAGACGUGGGACACCCUUUCGGACUUACUUUGCACGGCAACUACAUUUACUGGACGGAUUGGCAGACGAAGAGCGUCGAGCGUGCCGAGAAACUCAGCGGAAAGAAGCGGCAAAUCAUCCGGGACGAAAUCGAGAAUCCGAUGGACAUCAAAAUGGUGGCCGCUACGCGUCAAACAGGAACGAAUACCUGUGGAGUCGCCAACGGAGGAUGCUCCCAUCUGUGCCUGUACAGACCUCAGGGUCAUGUCUGUGCUUGCCCGUCCCGACAGGAUCCCGCCAACCCCUGUUCAACUUUUCCCAUGCCAACCACGUUGGAGCCUUUACCAACACGGCCGACAUCCACAUCAAGCACGCAGUCACCGAUUCCCACCAAGGUCACGCCAGUCAACAAGCCUUGCGCGGGGCUGGAUUGUUUGUCUGCCGGUGUUGUCCGCCUAAUUUUUGGAGACAAUACCAGCGUUUCCCCCAUAUAUAUCAUCGCUGCGGCCGUUCUCUCGCUGCUGUUCGUUAUAUUUUGCAUUGUAUUAAACCUCCGAUGCCGGACGAACAAUCAAGAAGCCGAUUAUGCGGACGACAACGAUGACUCAUUGAAGGACAUAAACGAAGAUCUCGAUAUUGAUAUUGUGCACUCAUAUAACCAGCAAGCUCCUGCUUUGCUUCCGCAUUUCAACGGGCACGUGAAUCACACGUGGAUGAUUAACGACAAAAGCCCCGACGACCAGAGUCCUGUAAUCUACUCGGGGAGCAAAUUGUUUCCACCCGACGAUCAGCUCGGAGUUUAUGAGGAAGAAGGUUUCGACGUCGACGACGACUUCAGCAAUCUCCCACCGGUUCCGUCUCCUCCGCUGUCUGUCAUUUCGAGACAGUCGAGACAUUCCGUCCACUACGGGCUCCAACUUGACUUCGAGGUCGCCACACUCAAAGCGAUUGAAGAGUGCUUCCCACUGACCACCGUGAAAGCGUGCAUUUUCCAUUUCGCGCAGUCUCUCUGGCGCAAGGUCCAGGACCUGGGACUCAAACAGUACUACAAGGCUCCUAACGUGGAGAAGCUCAUAAGGUCUGUCCUGUCCCAGAUCGAUAACGCUUGGCUUGACAUCGGAGCCAAAGCCCCAUUCUCGGAUCAUCCAGCGCAUGCUGCCCUAGAGUAA